Molecule: messenger RNA, 941 nt
Organism: Alligator mississippiensis (American alligator)
Lineage: Eukaryota; Metazoa; Chordata; Crocodylia; Alligatoridae
Gene: CRYBB2
Product: crystallin beta B2
Exons: 7
Coding region: 1-870 (289 amino acids)
Biological process (GO): visual perception; lens development in camera-type eye
Molecular function (GO): structural constituent of eye lens
Source: RefSeq, a predicted model, not a curated record
AUGCGAAGGCCCCGUGGCGGAUGCUGCCGUUGGGAGCAGCACCCCGUACAAGUCAGCGUCCUUCCAGGCCUUCGCGGGCUCAACGUGCCGCUGCACGUGCACCCCGUCUCACUGCGGAAAGCAAAGGCUUGGGCAUCGGCGGAGAUUUCCCUUUCCAUCGCCACGCCGGGCCACGGCAAAAUAGCUGGAGCGCGGGCUCCGGGCCGGCGAGGAGGCAACCGGGAGAGGAAGGCACAACAGCCCACCUGGGUCAGCAUGGCUUCUGAACAUCACCUGCCACUCUCUAAGCAACAGACCAACCCGAAGAUCGCCAUCUUCGAGCAGGAAAACUUCCAGGGGCGCUGCCAUGAAAUCAAUGGGUCCUGCACCAGUUUGAAGGAAGCCGGAGUGGAGAAAGUGGGCUCCAUCCUGGUGCACUCUGGACCCUGGGUUGGUUACGAGCAGGCCAACUGCAAAGGGGAGCAGUUCGUGUUCGAGAAGGGAGAGUACCCGCGCUGGGAUGCCUGGACCAACAGCCGGAGGAGCGACAUCAUCGGGUCCCUGCGACCCAUCAAAGUGGACAGCCAAGAGCACAAGAUCGUUCUCUUCGAAAACCCCAGCUUCACUGGCAAGAAGAUCGAGAUCAUCGAUGACGACGUGCCCAGCUUCCACGCUCACGGCUACCAGGAGAAGGUGUCCUCCGUGAGGGUGCAGAGUGGCACGUGGGUGGGGUACCAGUACCCAGGCUACAGAGGUUACCAGUACCUGUUUGAAAAGGGGGAAUACAAAGACAGCUCGGAGUUCGGCGCCCAGCACCCCCAGAUCCAGUCCGUCAGGCGCAUCCGGGACAUGCAGUGGCAUCAGCGAGGGGCUUUCCACCCCACCAACUAGAGCCCCUCUCCUCUCCCGAGUGCCUGGAAGAGGAAGGGGAGCGAGACGAGCUUUCCCGUGGCCGGCUGCUG